GCAUGUGCCUGGUGGAGCCGGAAUCGUUCAGUAGAGUCGAGGACGAUGGACGACUGUAACUGUGUCUUUGGCGUCGUGGGCGCGUCAUGCCGCUACGGGGCGUCACUCGACAUCUUACUGCGUCAUGCGCGCACGCAACUGCAGUCCCUCCAGCGCGUCCCCUGACUUGGCUCCUCUCCUGUCCACAUCCAUUGUGAGCAUCUCCAAGGAGUCGCAUCUUUCGUACGGCAUCAUGGUCCAAUACGGCGAUCGCCGGUGGGUUGUGUACAAGAGGUACUCGGAGUUUCGCCGUCUGCGCAACUCGUUGCUUGAGCUCACAGCGGCCGCUGACUGUGCUUGCCGCAGCGUCUACCUGCCAUUGUCGUCCAUGUCGUUUCCGAGGAAGAAACUUCGCAUGUUCUUCUCUAACGACCGCACGAUCGAUCAAGUCGCGAUGGAGCGCCGCGCAGCCCUCAGCCAAUUCCUCGCCGUUACCGUCACGCUCCUCGCCGACAGUGUCGCCCUGUGCGACCCGUCAACGUGCCCGAUCCUGCCGCUCCUCAAGACGUUCCUCCAAGUUCAGCGACACACCCAGUUCCCGGCAACGUCCCCCUUCCAAACCCUGUCCGCCAAACGCACCGCGUCAUUGGAUCCGUGGGUGUACACGAUCCGGGAAGACGCUCAAACUAUCGACUGCAAUCCUCGAUGCCCCGUCGCGUCUCGAUAAUGGGGAGCGGCGGCGUUCGCCGCUGCCUCCAUAUUUAACGCUGCAACAACGUUUGCAAGAUCUGCGUUAGAAUUCCGACUGGGACGGUGGCGCAGUGUGUGCGAUGGCCGCUAGCACGGUCGAGACGGCUUCGGGAAUGCGCUGGACUGGUCGGCUCUUUUUCCCGGCGAGGAUCUGAGCUGUCCGAUGGGGAGCAUUUC
Molecule: messenger RNA, 906 nt
Organism: Aphanomyces invadans
Lineage: Eukaryota; Oomycota; Saprolegniomycetes; Saprolegniales; Verrucalvaceae
Exons: 1
Coding region: 125-706 (193 amino acids)
Molecular function (GO): phosphatidylinositol binding
Source: RefSeq, a predicted model, not a curated record